CACUCCUUUUAUCAUUACUACUACACCCACAGGAACUUACUUCCCCAGGUGAGGCUUGUUUAAAAACGGAGCGUGAAAGACAACAGCUCAGGAGACCAAGGGACGGAUUCAGGUUGACCCCCUGUACGCGAGAAGAGGAAAGGUCUUGCACAGAGCAGGUGAAUCGUUAGCUUUGUGGGAUCUCGUCAUCAUGUGGAUAUUUCUUUUAUUCCUAGUGUUUCCACACCUCCUGGCUGCACAGAAUGCCUGCUCACAUGGGGCUUGUUACCCACCUGUGCGAGACCUUCUUGUUGGAAGAAUUCAUCAUUUGAAAGCCUCCUCAACCUGUGGACUUGUCCAACCUGAAACCUACUGCACUCCAUAUGGGGAAUGGCAAAUGAAAUGUUGCCGAUGUGAUUCCAGAACCCCUCACGCAUUCAACAGUCACCGGGUGGAAAACGUCCUCUCUUCUGCAGGAGACACGCGGUGGUGGCAGUCCCAGAAUGAUGUAAAUCAAGUCUCUCUCCAACUAGAUUUGGAUAAAAGGUUUCAGCUCGGUAGCAUCCUGUUGGACUUCAGGAGUCCUCUGCCAGUUGGCAUGGUGGUUGAGCGUUCCACUGACUUUGGCAAUACCUGGAACAUUUAUCAGUACUUGUCCACAGACUGUGCCACUUCAUUUCCUUGGAUCUCAAGAGGCCUCCCUCAGUCCUGGCAGGAUGUGCGUUGCCAGGACAUGCAGACUCAUCAUAGACCUCCACAAAAUGGCGGGAAGAUUGAGUUCAACCCUGUUGGCCUUGCAUCUGGGAUGACGACCUCUGAAAGCCAAAGAAUCCACAAACUGGCUGAAUUCACCAACUUGAGAGUCAACUUCACCCAGCUGUCCCACCCUCCGCACCAGGGGUAUCGCGUGCCCAGUGCUUUCUAUGCCUUGACUGAGGUGCAGGUGCGAGGCAGCUGCCUCUGUCAUGGCCAUGCAGACCGCUGCGCUGCUGCUGACGUGUCUUCUGGAGAACCCAAUGCUGUGAUUCAUGGGCGUUGCAUGUGCCAGCACAACACUGCUGGGCCAAACUGUGACCAUUGUGCAGCCUUCUACAAUGACCAGCCGUGGAGACCUGCUGAAGAUGACAACCCCAACGAAUGCCGCAGGUGCAACUGUAAUGGGCAUUCCAACAAGUGUCACUUUGACCCAGCAGUAUACCAGGCCAACGGGGGCAUGGGUGGGGGCGUGUGCGAAGACUGCCAGCACAAUACGGCAGGGAGGAACUGUGAACAUUGCAAGACCAACUUUUUCCGUAACCGGCGGUUUGACCUUGGCCACCCAGAAGCCUGUCUCCCUUGUGAAUGUGACCCAGACGGCACUGUUCCUGGAUCCAGUUGUGAACCCCUGAAAGGCGUCUGUGUUUGUAAGGACAACGUGCAAGGAGAACGUUGCCAUCUAUGCAAGCCUGGAUUCACUCAGUUAACCAACUCUAAUCCCCAGGGUUGCAGAGAUUGCGCCUGCAACAUCUUGGGCAGCCGCAGCAACACGCCCUGCGACGAUGAAACAGGGCGCUGCUUCUGCCUCCCCAAUGUGGUGGGAGACAAGUGUGACGAAUGUGCGGUGAAUCACUGGAAAAUUGCAAGCGGCCAGGGCUGCCAACCGUGCGACUGUGACCCUCAGAAUUCUCUCAGCCCUCAGUGCAACCAGUUUACAGGGCAGUGUCCAUGCAGAGUAGGCUUCAGGGGCCUGAAAUGCUCUACCGCUGAAGUACGAUUUUGUCCUGACCAGUCUUAUGGAGAUUUCAGGACAGGAUGUAGAGCUUGUGACUGCAAUUUCCAGGGCACAGAACAGAUGGGCUGUGACAAGGCGACCGGCAGUUGCCUUUGCCACACUGGCUUUACUGGAUCCCGCUGUGACCAGUGCCAGCGGGGUUACUGUGGCCACCACCACCGCUGUGAGGCAUGCCACCCCUGCUUCCAGGCCUAUGAUGAUGACCUUCACAGGUUUGGGUUGCGUCAGGCCACCUUGAAAAAUUCUACUCAGCAUCAGCAGCUACACAUGGGGACGAUGGACUCCGGCUUCAGUACCCGUCUCUUAGAAGCAGAAAGUGAAAUUCAGCGCAUCGAAGGGAUCCUGGGAAAUCCCCUCGUGACAGAGCAGGGACUGGAUCAGGUGGUCAAUGCCAUUGCUACAAUCAGGCGGACCAUUGAAGGUUUAAGCUCCGAAAUACCUCUUAUGGAUGAAGUGUCCUCCCUAUCCAUAGAUAUGGAUGCUCUUGACAGAAGCCUCCUUCUAAUAUCUGCACAGUACCAAAACAAGAAGGCCCAAUUUGAAGCCAGCCGCAGCACAGACCUCUCAGGAGCAUUCAAGACAGUCAGCUCUGCAUAUCAGACAUCUUCCAAUGCCAGCCUGCGCAUCGCUGGAUCUUCUAGACUGCUGGCUCAGUCUCUGGAGAACAGGAAAAGUGCCGAGGAGCUUGAAAGUGAUCUUACCGACCACGGGUCAGGGCUGGAGGCUCUGCAGGGUGAAAUGGCUUUCUCUCCAAACUUGACUCCAGCCAUUAAUAAGAUUUGCAGUGGCAUCAGAUCUGAAAUUUGCACCCCGGGGGAAUGCAUUGGAGAACUGUGUCCCCAGCAGAAUGGAACUCAAUGUGGCCCUGGUCUGAGCUGUAGAGGGAUCCUCGCGCUUUCUGGCAGCUCUAUCCAAACUGGCAGGAAAACAACACAAGAGAUCCACAACUUAAGUAUCCGGCUUCAGCAAACUACACAGAUGAUCAGGGCUGCUGAAAUUGCUGCCAGCAAGAUUCAAACGAAUGCCCGAAGCUUGGGAGACCAGAUGAGCACAACUAGGACCCAGAUAGAGAGAGACAUCCAGCGUAUGCAGCAGUUCAUCCGCCAAAUUCGCAACUUCCUAUCAGAUCCAGGCACUGAUGCCACCACUAUCCAGCAAAUCAGUGAUUAUGUCCUCUCCCUUCAUCUUCCCACGGACUCUGCCACAAUCCUCAGGAAGAUGAAUGAGAUUCAGAACUUGGCCGCUAAGCUACGGUGCCCUGAAAGCAUCAUUGCCGAAACUGCUGGGGACAUUGCUAAGGCCAAACAGCUUCAGCAGGAGGCUGAAGAAGCCAGGAACCGAGCCAAUGCUAUUGAGGGUAGUGUGGAGGAUGUGGCGGAGAAUUUGAAUCAAGCAAACCUAGCACUUCAGGAGGCUGAAGAUACUAUCCAUGGCUCUAGCUAUUCUCUCAGGCUCAUCCAAGACCGCCUUGAUGAGAUCCAGACUGUCCUUACUCCAGCUCAGAAGACUGUGCAGGAGAUCACCCAACAGCUGGACGGUUUCACUGGGAGACUUGCCCAAUUACGGAGCAAAGCAAGCCAGAACCAGCAGUGGGCUGCAGAUGCGCAGCAGAGAGCAGUUGAAGCCAGUGAGCAAGCAAGGAGCACUCAACAGGGAUUUGAACAGGUGAAACAAAAAUAUGCAGAACUGAAGAAGCGGAUGGGACAAGGGUCCAACCUGGGAAUGCAAGGGGACCGGAUCAGAAAUGCCCAUAUGGAAGCUAACACAUUGUUCGAAGAAGCCUUGGGAAUGAUGGUCAAAAUGGGAGCUAUAGAAACAGAGAUCCAAGAGAGUAACAAUGCAUUCGUCCUUGAGUCAGCCAAGCUGACAGGCCUGGAAAAGAAAGUGGAAACCAUUCGUGAUCAUAUCAGCAACCGAGUUGCAUAUUAUGCCACUUGCACAGACUAGCACAGUUCAUGCUUGUCUUCUAACCCUUUUCUGAUUUGCAAAGACCUUUUAAGUCUUUCUUUGAAAAUAAAACAGCUUUGUCUACCUUUUGUGGGGGUAGGGAGGUAGUUUUGAGUCAAAGGAGUCCUUUGUAAUAGGUCAAGUUUUAGAAAAAACUUGGUAUGUUAAUUUAUUUGCUUUAGCUUUCUAAAGUCUUUUUAUAUCUAGAAUUCACCUCUUGAAUUAAACUUUCUGAUGGUUGCUUUUUA
Messenger RNA from Elgaria multicarinata webbii, 3945 nucleotides. RefSeq names its product laminin subunit beta 3 (gene LAMB3). Bases 191 to 3697 code for a protein of 1168 amino acids. The record is from RefSeq and is a predicted model, not a curated record. The transcript is spliced from 23 exons. Gene Ontology annotation, cellular component: laminin trimer. NCBI's taxonomy places the organism in Eukaryota, Metazoa, Chordata, Lepidosauria, Squamata, Anguidae. Gene Ontology annotation, biological process: substrate adhesion-dependent cell spreading; basement membrane assembly; animal organ morphogenesis.